Molecule: messenger RNA, 2074 nt
Organism: Musa acuminata subsp. malaccensis (wild Malaysian banana)
Lineage: Eukaryota; Viridiplantae; Streptophyta; Magnoliopsida; Zingiberales; Musaceae
Source: RefSeq, a predicted model, not a curated record
GAAUCCAACAAUUUAUUUGUUGGUGGCGGCUAUGUGUUUAACCUAAUAUCUUUUUAAAAUGAAAAUAAAUUAUGAUUAUCUCUGCUUAAAUGAUGCUAUUAAAAGGUUCUCUACCUUAUGAGCUGGCAACCAGAGUGCAGGGUAUCCGUAUCUCAAUCAUAUUUCUUGCUAGCUAGCACUAGAAUGAGAUGUAGAUUGUUUUAUCUGAAUUAGAUUUCCUUUUCCAACACCCCACACUCCACCCCACAAAAAAAAAAGAAAAAAAGAGAAUUCCUUUUCUAUCUUCCUUCUUCAGAUCGUAUCUGCAGUAAUGUGGGUAAUAGGACAGGCUUCCUGCACAGUUUCUUGUUUGAAUGUAGCUUCCCCAAUUAUGGACUUGAUAAGUUCUCAUUAAAUCCCUCCUGUCCUCUUUCUUCCUGCUCUUCUCACUGUUCCUUCAACAUUAGCAAAAAGGGAGGAGAUCACUGCUUCCUCAGGUAUCGAAGCUACUAGUUCUUUUGCAAAAGAAGUUUAAGGCUACAUUGGAUUGACAAUUGUUAAUCCCUGAGGAAGAUACUAGCUUUUUUAUACGAGGAUCACCAUGUUGAGGCAGGUAACAAGUAGGAACCAGAGAUCCAAAGGGUUCACCAUGAAAAAUGCUCUUCAAGUGUGCCUGCUGGUCGUUGUUUGUGCCUGGAUUCUCUACCAGAUCAAGCAUUCUCAUGAUAAGAAGAAGGGAUACGAUGAGAGGGGCUCGAAGGUCUCAUACAUGAGACACCCAGAGAGCAAUGCUAAUUUUCACAGGAAGGAGCUGCCUUUCACGGGCAGUUCUGAUGCUGUAACUCAGACGAAGAUCGAUGGUGGUACAAAAGAUGGAGAUGAAGACAUAACUCAAGAAUUGAAGCACAAACAAGUUGGAAAUGGAGAUGAAACGAAUGGUCGAAUCGAAGAGCCGCGGGUUGUUGAUAACCAAACGUAUGAAGAUGCAUCUCAUAAGGCUCGAGAAAAGAGUUUCACAGGGGAUGAUGCGUCCAGUGAGGUAGUCCCCACUACCCCUGAAGUAGAAAACCAAGUGGCUUCUCAUGCGGCAGAAAAAGGAAGUCUCAAAGAUGAUGUUGUCUCCAGCUCUGUAGAUCAUGUUACCGAAUCUGAAGAUGUUGGUAUCAGAAAUUUGGAUGAGAAUCUUAUGGAGAGUGUAAAGAAAAAGGAUGAAGAGGCUAAAAAUGAGGCUAGUGAAUCACUUGAUCGAGAUUUAGAAGGCUCUGAUUCAGGUGCUUCAGAACAGCUGGAUUUUUCUGAAGCAAACAAUCCAGAUGUUGGUCUAAAAGGAAAUCAGACUUGGCCUUCAGAAUCAGAGAUCAGAAUUCCUACACCUGAGAACAGGUUUCAAGAAAAUACGACGAGAGAUGAGGAACCCAGUACUCACAUCGGGCAGCACCCUGUUCUAACAACUGCAAGUGCCAUCGAUGAUCAAGCAGAACUGAGACCGAGUUCGAAUAAUCAGAUGAAUUUAACAACCACAAAAUCUGCAUCAGUAUCACACAACAAAAGUGAUCUUACUCGGGCUGACCCGAAAGAGGUGAAUGGAGCUACCAACUGGUUGCAUUCAGUUCAAGGCCAAAAUGCUACAACUGAGACAGGAAACAUAUGGGAAAAAUCCAGCUUUGAGUAUGGGCAGACAAACGAAUCCGAGAAAUCCAAGACUACCAACAGACCAGAGGAACAAGAAAGGAGCUCUAAAACAUUCUCAACUCCAGAUGGCAUGGCAAAAACAGUUUCAGUAGAAUCAGCUGACACAUUGCUUGGUAUGAUCAUGCAGGAACAAGAGAAGGCAAAGAGUGGAAAUCAGGAUGCUGCAGAGUAAAUAAUAUGGUUUAGGUUGGUGCAAAUUUUGCCAGUAUGUAAAUGCUAAUUGGUAAUGCUUGGGAAUGAUCACAGUUUGGUUUGCAUAAGUCAUGUUUAGUGACACUUGCCAACAUUCUUAGCAGCACAACAAUGAUUUGUGUGGGCUACAUCUUUUACUUCCUUCAUUUUUAAUGUUUGUAUGAUCUGAUUAUUGAGGUGAAUGAAUAUCUCCCGUGGUUAAAUACUGUCA